Darwinula stevensoni is the source of this 384-nucleotide messenger RNA. The record is from the annotation of a GenBank genome assembly. Lineage: Eukaryota; Metazoa; Arthropoda; Ostracoda; Podocopida; Darwinulidae.
AUGCGAAUGAGGAGAGAGCAGCUCUUGGAGAAAUGUGUAAUCCAGGAGAUGAUAAACCCUGCGACGAUCCUAAUGCAGUGUCCGCCUGGCGGUGCUUUGUCAAUAUGCAAGUGCAAGAAGGGAUACAAGGAAGAUGAUGGCCGUUGCAGGCGUCCCAUCUUGCACGAAGAUUGCAUGUCUAACCCAGGAUGUGAAGUAGAAAAUUCAGAAUGUGUGGAGUCAGGCACCACAGACUCAACCACUUCAAGCACGACAGAAUCAACUACCACACUGGAUCCGACCACCCAGGAGGACUCAACUGCGACGGAGGACUCAACUGCGACGGAGGACUCAACUGCGACAGAGGACUCAACCACCAUAAUGUAUGAGGAUGUCUUUAGGUGA